Molecule: messenger RNA, 733 nt
Organism: Pleuronectes platessa (European plaice)
Lineage: Eukaryota; Metazoa; Chordata; Actinopteri; Pleuronectiformes; Pleuronectidae
Gene: lin52
Product: lin-52 DREAM MuvB core complex component
Exons: 6
Coding region: 28-366 (112 amino acids)
Biological process (GO): regulation of DNA-templated transcription
Cellular component (GO): DRM complex
Source: RefSeq, a predicted model, not a curated record
GUCGUCCGUCACGUGCGCAUUCUGAAGAUGGCGUCUCCAAAUGGAGGUGACGACUUUGAGUCGUCUUUGCUGAGUUUUGAGAAGUUGGACAGAGCGUCACCAGACCUGUGGCCAGAGCAGCUGCCCGGAGUUGCUGAAUUUGCUGCAUCUUGUAAAAAUCCCAUCACUAACUCACCUCCCAAGUGGAUGGCUGAGCUAGAGAGUGAGGACAUUGAGAUGUUGAAAGAGCUGGGGAGUCUGACCACAGCCAACCUGAUGGAGAAGGUCAAAGGACUUCAGAACCUGGCUUACCAGCUGGGCUUAGAGGAGUCGAGGGAAAUGACCAGGGGCAAGUUCCUGAACAUCUUGGAGAGACCCAAGAAGUGACAAAUCCCUCUUCCUCUUUGUUCUUCAAGUGAUGGGACAUUUGUGAUUUCAAGCUGAAUCCGAUCUGUGUUUAGCGAUAUCAUCUGACCAUGUUCAGACCUCUACCACAAAGACUCUCAGACAGUGAGCUGCAGCUAAACGCUGACGUCUUCUCUCCACACUCCUCAGUUCACCUCCUCUAGAUAGAUACCUUUCCUUUUAAUGGAAACUUCAAAUGAUUUACUACCUUUCACAGAGCUUCUCUGUAGCUUGUAGACCUGUCUUGAUCAUAUUUUCCCUAUUUAUUCUUAUUUCUAUUUUAAGCAUGAUUUACAAUUUUGUUUGCAAUUUGUGAGGUUGUAUGAAUAAAGUAUUAACAUGAAAAGAA